ACCGCCGCAUGUACUCUUAGGUUGACCUUCAUUUUCAAACUCGUGAUGGAUCUCAAAACACCGAGUUUCAAUCUCUUCAAAUCUAAUUGGAUUGGUUGGUUCUCAAAAGAUUGAGUUUCAAUUUUUAGGGUUUCUUGUUUCUGUUUUAACGAUUUAAAGUUUAUAACUGUGGUUUUGAUUUCUAAACAGUAUUGUGUGUGGAUGAUGAGAAUAUGAAAUUUACAGUUAUCCCUGUCUGAGUAAAGCAGUGCUGAUUUUUCCAAAUCUCUGACACCAAUUUUACUGUGAUUUUGAUUGUCUUAAUCUAAUAGCCGGUGAUGAUAGUUUUAAUAUGGUUGACAGAAAUGCAAUAUGUUCAGAAAAUCAUGAACUAGGACGGUCUGAGGCUUUGAUUUAUUGAUGCAUUAUUCUUUUAUCGAUUUGAUUUGAUUGAAUAAUUUUGAUUUGAGAUCUUCCCUCUGUGAUGAACUAUACAUAAUUAAGUUUCAGCCUUGUCUGAAUAAACAAUAAUGUUGAAAUCUAGUAUUUGUUCUGAGGGUGAAUGAACUGAAUCAUAUACCGAUUGAUUGAGUUUUACUGUAUUGUUUGAUCUGUAUAUUCCACCUUGUUUGAUUUAUAUGGAAGAUAGUGCUUUCCUUGUUUGAUUAUCGAUGUUUUAUAAUGACAAUUAAGGUUUUGAGAUGCUAAGGAGACGGUGAAAAUAGAAAUUUUCUAAUGUUGGGGAAGAAACUGCACUUGUGAUAGAAAGUAAUCUGAGGUUAAAUUUUGAGAUUUGCAUUGGCAAUUCAUAGAGACCCUCCGCAAAGCUGGUUGUGAAGGAUUAGCAUGAAGCAAUGAUGUUUGUAUUCAUAAUCUUGUUUUCUUUUUCCUAGACAAAAUCUUGAUUUAUAUGGUAAUUGUAAAUUGGGUUUGCAUAUUGAUGUGUAUUUUGUUGGGAAAGAGUAAACAAGUUUGCGAGUAUAAACGAAAGAGAAGAAGGCGAUACAUUUUGAUUUAAAAUCAUGACUAGUUUGAUAGACGAGUUUUGUUAAUUUUAUGUCAUGAAUCACAGUUCCGUUGUUAAUUUUAUUUCAUUUGCAAAAGAUUUCGGAUGACUCUCAAAGCCUUCAGAUUUCUGUAGAAUUUGUUGCUUUAAAAUCUAUUCUUUUUUUACAUUCGACUAGCAUUCGACCAUCGGCCUCCCUACUAGUGCACAGUGCAGACUUCCCGUAAUUGAAUUUUCCGUUCCUGGGACUUGAGCUUACUCGUAGUGUAAUUUGUCGAAAAAGGACAUGACCAUCUUGUCUAUUUCCCUCUAUGUAAUGAACCCCCCAGUCAUAGGUUAAAAACUUUUGCCACAUCGUUUUCUCCGCCAGAAAAUUCAAGAAAAAUAAAAUCUCCGCACCAAAAAAAGAAAAAACUCACUGAAGAAGAAGAAGAGUAAAGCAAGCAGGAAAUGGAAGAAUCUGUCACUAGAGCAUUAAUGGAGUCUGAUUUUGUGGAAACUAAAGUAUUAGAAGUGUUGAUUGGUGCGUUUAGUUCAACAUUCCCUCUUAGGGAGAUAGCUUCUGCGUAUUGCGAGGCUGGCCGUAAUCCAGACAUGGCAGCUCAGAUUCUUUAUGAUGGUGCUGGAAAGUUGAAGAAGAACUACUCUAAUGCUGCAUCUGUCGUUAGUACAACUCAGUGUGAAACAAGUUGUGCAGAGUAUAGGAACUCUAAGGCAUCAAAGAUGGCUGUUUCAAUUGGCAGUGUUUCCAGUGUUAUUGGUAAGGGGCAUGUGAUGUCCAACACACCUGUUUCGGGUCCCAGGAGCUGCAUAUUGUGUGAGAAUGUUGCUAACAAGCCAGAUUGGGGUGCAAACAAGGGAUCGAAACCGAAAAACCUGGCCUUGUCUGUUGGUAGUGCUUCUAGUGAGGUGUGUGCGAUGCCCAAUACACUUGCCUAUGGUCCCGUGACCACAACUGAACCGUUGGAAUUGUGUAUGAAGGACCUUCGCUUUGAUGAACUCAUAGAUGAAGAUGUUUCAUCAGAUUCAACAGCAAAGGAGGGCCAAAUGCAUACAGGUAUGCGGUAUUUCCUUUCUAAAUACGGUUCAAGAUAGUCUGGUAAACUUAGCUUUGCUUUAUCAUGUUUAUAUUGGGUUUAUGCUGCUUCGUAAGUUCCUAAUUUACAAUUUAUUUAAGCCAGGACUUGUACCGGUCAUUGGAAGUUGAUUUCUUGCUAAGAUAAGAGGUGCAUUUUGUAAUUUAACAUAUAGUAUCAGGAACAAGUAAAUGAUAGGCGCUGAAAUGCCCUGUUUCUAAUCUAUUUUUUGCCUGCUUUACUGUUAAUUACAAAAUGCACCUCCUAGUUGUGGCAUUUUGUCUUACAGUCGGUCAAUGCGGCCAAGGUGAUGUUUGUUUCUACUGCUUCAUCCAAUAUACCUAGCCUUGGAUAAUGUGAACUUCUAGAAAGUGACACGAGAGAUUUUAGUUGCAUAAAUAGAAUGGUAAAGCAAAUACAAGGCAAGAGGGGUAGUCAUAUUACUAAUAUACGGUAUUUAGAAAUCUUCUCUUUCAUUGUUCGGUGCCGUGGCUUGUUUAUGAUAAAGAUUUGAUUUCUACUGUGAUAUGCUCAUUUCCUGCUUAGUUAAUAUGUCAAAAAGCUGUUUUUCGCAUGUUUUAGUUAAAAUGGUCUUCUCUUUUAGGCUAGUCAUCAACAAAGGAGUCCCACUCUGGUUAAUGUCAUUCAGAUCUGUGGGAUGAUUAAUAAACAUUUCGUAGUCGUCCUUACUGGUUUAGCUAGGAUUUUCUGCUCUCAACUCUCAACAUAACACACUUGCAGAUGCAUUGCUAUUACAACCUGUCUCAAGAAUCAAGUUUUUACGGUGAAUCUUAUAUAUAUCAGAAUUUAGAUUAUGUAUGCGAUUAGCUUUCUUACUGUACCAGUUUGUUCAUUUAAUGUUAUUCUGCGACGUCGUAUCUUUUGUGUCUUAAACAUUAUAUUAUUUUUUCUUGCAUUCCUUGUGCGCCAGAUGUAUCUUCAUACCAUAUGCUAUAACUUUUGACAUCAUAAAUUUGCGUUUUUGAAUAUGGUAAAGUUUUGUCAGGUAACAGCCACUAAAUUGAAUUUGCAGGUGAUUGCUGCCAUGAUUCGGAAUGGUGAAGUAGCUGUUUUCCUUUUAACAAGAUCUUCGUAACCUUUCUUGACAACUUCGAAAAAUGCUUUUAGAAAAAGUACACGACUUCCUUGUGAAGAGUUUAUAUGCUUUUAGAAAAAUGUACAUACCCUCACUUGAAAUUUUGUGAUUCUACCGUAAUAUUGGUGUUAUGUUAAUUGUAAUGCCUUAUGGUCCCUUGGAUCUGAGAGAAACCAAAACUAUGACAUAGGUAAUGGCAGAUAGUACUACUACUUUUGGAAUCUUUAAUGUGCAGUUUGAACACUUUAGUUUUUA
Molecule: messenger RNA, 3412 nt
Organism: Papaver somniferum (opium poppy)
Lineage: Eukaryota; Viridiplantae; Streptophyta; Magnoliopsida; Ranunculales; Papaveraceae
Product: putative nuclear RNA export factor SDE5
Exons: 2
Coding region: 1436-2080 (214 amino acids)
Source: RefSeq, a predicted model, not a curated record